GCUAGAGUUAAAAGUCAGACCACUAAACCUUAGGGAAUAACACAAUUCAUGCCCACCUUCAGCACAUUUUUUUUCUUUGUGCAACUAUCUCUCUCUGAUCUAGUUAAUCAUUAUUGCCAUGGCUACUUCUGCCAUGAAUAUUGUAGCACCAGAUGUUCUAGGAACAACCCAAAAUGACGGCAAUUCAAAACCCCACAUAGAAAAACCAAUCAAAACCAAAAACUGGCUGAUGAUUAUUAUAAAUUGUGCCUUUGCUAUUUGCGGUGCAAUAAGUGGUCCUCUCUUAAUGAGACUAUACUAUCUUCAUGGUGGUAAUCGUAUAUGGCUUAGUAGUUUUAUUGCAUCCGCUGGUUUUCCAAUUCUCAUAUUUCCUCUCAUUUUUCUCUUUGUUCGGUCGAAAUCAUCGGCCGAUAAAAUUUCUUCUAUCUUUUUGGAUGGAACACAAGUUGUUUCUUUGGGGUGCCAUACUUGGGAUUCUGUAUGGUCUUGUUACUUUCAUGUACGCAUUGGGUUUAUCCUAUAUUCCUGUAUCAACUUCAUCCCUUCUCAUGGCAACUCAAUUAUGUUUUAUUGCAUUUUUUUCAUGGUUGAUUGUGAAGCAAAAAUUCACAGCUUUCAUCAUAAAUGCGGUGGUUGUAACGACACUUGGAUCAGUCUUGUUGGGUGUUAAUGCCAAUGGUGAUAGGCCAAUUGGUGUAUCAAAAGCUCAGUAUUGUUUGGGGUUUCUUAUGACUUUGGCGGCUGCGGCUUUACUUGGGUAAAUGAUGCCCCUAAUUGAACUUGCAUACACUAAAGCAACUAAAAACAUUACUUACUCAAUUUUGUUGCAGUUCCAGUUCAUUCCUUCCCUUUUCUCAACCAUCGUUUGCGUCAUUGGGAUGCUAGUCAACAAGGAUUUUCAGGCCAUCUCUAGAGAAGCAAAUGAUUUUGACCUUGGCAAAGCCGAGUAUUAUAUCAUAAUGGCUGUGACGGCAAUAAUAUGGCAAUUGUCAGGUGUUGGAACUGUGGGAGUAAUCUUCUACACCAGUGCUCUUUUCAACGGUAUACUCGGAGCAGUUCUAAUCCCAUUAACAGGAGUGGUAGCCGUGAUAUUUUACCAUGAAGAUUUCACAGGAUUAAAAGGAAUGGCAUUGGCGUUAUGUCUUUGGGGUUUCUGUUCUUAUUUUAUGGAGAAUACAAGAUGACGAUGAAGGUAAUCGACAAAGUCGAAAAUGAGCCUAAUAGUAAUAAACUGGAUGAUCAAGAAGGACCAUAUACUGAGUGAAUCAAGCGUUUAAUACCAUAAGGUAUUGCAAAACUAUUUGGUUUGUGAUAAUGGUCUUAGUAAUUCGGUUUACGUA
Molecule: messenger RNA, 1340 nt
Organism: Papaver somniferum (opium poppy)
Lineage: Eukaryota; Viridiplantae; Streptophyta; Magnoliopsida; Ranunculales; Papaveraceae
Product: purine permease 3-like
Exons: 2
Coding region: 762-1184 (140 amino acids)
Cellular component (GO): membrane
Molecular function (GO): purine nucleoside transmembrane transporter activity
Source: RefSeq, a predicted model, not a curated record